Molecule: messenger RNA, 690 nt
Organism: Trichoplax adhaerens
Lineage: Eukaryota; Metazoa; Placozoa; Uniplacotomia; Trichoplacea; Trichoplacidae
Exons: 7
Biological process (GO): intracellular signal transduction; protein phosphorylation
Cellular component (GO): cytoplasm; nucleus
Molecular function (GO): ATP binding; protein serine/threonine kinase activity
Source: RefSeq, a predicted model, not a curated record
GAUUAUAGAUUACUAUCGAAAAAAGGAGAAGGUACCUUCUCAGAAGUAUUAAAAUGCCAGCAUAUCAAGGAAGGCACCUAUUAUGCGUGUAAGAAGAUGAAGCAACGCUAUAACAGCACGGAACAAGUAAAUAACUUGCGUGAAGUUCAAGCUCUACGACGAUUAUCAUCCCAUCCCAAUGUUCUUCAAUUAAAGGAAGUCGUCUUUGAGAAAAAAACUGGUUCGUUAUGGCUAGUCUGUGAAUUAAUGGAUAUGAAUUUAUACGAGUUAAUACGAGGUUUGCGCGAUUAUCUAUCAGAAGAUAAAGUUAAGAGAUACAUGUGGCAAUUAUUAAAAUCGAUGGACUACAUGCACAGAAAUGGCAUUUUCCACCGUGACAUUAAGCCUGAGAAUAUCUUGUUAAAAGAUAGUCUUAUUAAAUUAGCUGAUUUUGGCUCUUGCCGUAGUGUUUAUUCUAAGCCUCCUUAUACAGAAUACAUUUCAACUCGAUGGUAUCGUGCUCCGGAAUGUUUAUUAACAGAUGGCUAUUAUACUUAUAAAAUGGAUAUGUGGAGUGUUGGAUGUGUUCUGUUCGAAAUUAUGACUUUGCAUCCACUUUUUCCUGGAGCUAAUGAAGUUGAUCAAGUUGCUAAAAUCCAUGAUAUCAUGGGUACUCCUCCUGAUCAUCUAUUGCAAAAAUUUAAAGAGUAA